AUGUCCUCUGACGGCGUGGACUGCGAGGAGCCGCCGUGCAUCAACCCGUACGAGGUGUUGGGCGUGGCCGAGCAGGCGGGCGCAGACGAGAUAAGGUCGGCCUACAGGAAAAAGGCCCUCAGACACCACCCAGACAAGGUCUCGGCUGAGGACAAGGAUGCCGCCCACCGGAAGUUCCAGGAAAUCGCCUUUGCGUAUGCGAUUCUGUCCGACGAGCGGCGGCGUCGACGCUACGACACGACGGGCAACACGGCAGAGUCGCUGGACCUGGAGGACGACGACUUCAGCUGGACGGACUUCUACCGCGAGCAGUUCAGCGUCAUGAUCGACGGGACGCUGCUGGACAAGUUCAAGCAGGAGUACAAGGGCUCGGACGAGGAGAGGGCGGACCUGCUGCGGGUAUAUGAGGAGUGCAAGGGGCAGAUGGACGGGAUCUACGAGCGAGUCAUGGCCAGCGACGUGUUGGAGGACGACGACCGGUUCCGCGCCCUCAUCCGCGACGCCAUCGAGGCCGGCGAGGUCGCGGACUAUCCAGCGUUCACGGAGGAGCCGGCGGAGACGAAGCGGGCACGGCGUAGGGCUGCCAGGAAGGAAGCCGGCGAGGCCAUGGAGAUGGCCCGGGAGCUCGGGGUCGAAGAGAAGCUGUUCGGCAGCGGCAGCAGCAAGAAGACGAAAGGAGGUAAAAGCAGCGGAGACGGGGGCGAGGAUGCGCUGAUGGCGCUCAUCCAGCAGCGCCAGAAGAGCCGGGGAGAGUCCUUCCUGGCCAACCUGGAGGCCAAGUACGCCCCGAAGAAGCACAAGCACAAGCACAAGCGGGCUGCAGAGGACGAUGAACCGCCGGAAGAAGCAUUCCACAAGCCGCGAACCCGGACGCUGGACCGGGACCGGGGCCACCGCGAUGGCCAGAACCAGCACCAGCCACGCGAGAAUAAUGCUAAGAAUAAGAGUAAUGGACGCAAGAGGGCAAAGCCGUGA
Molecule: messenger RNA, 975 nt
Organism: Trichophyton benhamiae CBS 112371
Lineage: Eukaryota; Fungi; Ascomycota; Eurotiomycetes; Onygenales; Arthrodermataceae
Product: DnaJ domain protein
Exons: 2
Coding region: 1-975 (324 amino acids)
Cellular component (GO): cytoplasm; nucleus
Molecular function (GO): heat shock protein binding
Source: RefSeq, a predicted model, not a curated record